Oreochromis niloticus (Nile tilapia) is the source of this 1723-nucleotide messenger RNA. RefSeq lists its product as uncharacterized. The record is from RefSeq and is a predicted model, not a curated record. Lineage: Eukaryota; Metazoa; Chordata; Actinopteri; Cichliformes; Cichlidae. The coding region runs from base 617 to 1723 and encodes 368 amino acids. The transcript has 3 exons.
UUUCCUGACAUCGUGGAGAGCCCGCGCUGAAGUCUGUCGACAGCCUCUUUCCUAUGAAGGAGAAAAGACCAACUACGUGAAUUCGGGGUUGGCCAGCGUUCUUAGUAAGAGGUCCACGAUCCUGGGGAACGAGGAGGAAUCUCUGACCGGCACUUAUAUCAUCAUAACCAGUCUCUUCCAGGUUGAAACCAGGUGACUGGAUCCUGAUCAAGGUACUCCAGAGGAAAAACUGGAGCUCUCCGAGGUGGGAGGGCCCUUAUCAGGUUCUGCUGACGACGCCUACCGCGUGUAAGAUCGCUGAGAGGCCUUCGUGGAUCCAUCAAAGUCACACUAAAAAAGUGCAGGGGGACACAAGACCAGACGCCAACUCCCCUACCAACUAGUGAUCUGUGGGUGGAGGAGAGGGCAGAUUGGGUAUACCCCGCCCUCUUGACUUCUCGCCCCCAGCCUGCUCACUAGGUGACUAGGUGGGUUUGGUCGACCUGAAGACACCCCCACCAUAACACCAGCAGCAACCCCGCCCCGCCUGCCCGGCAGAAUAACAGGAGAUCAGUCCAACCUGCAAAACCAGAAGAGCAACCCAUCACUCAAGUAACUACUCAGACACUCACAAACAAUGCCUGACACAGAGAUGCAGUAUGAACUUUCAGACAUUUCAGAUGGAGAGGAUCCAAUUUCCAGCGGGACUCAAGGACAACAAUACUGGUCAGAGGAGUGCAAGUUAAUGACAAUCAUAACAUUGUGUUUUCUUUUUGUAUCUUCAGUGUUUAUCUCAAUAACCAUAGUAUGCAUGAACAUUGCUUGUACAAAUAACCCCUGUAAUCCAUAUUGUCCAAAAGGUUACUCACCCACAACAAAUGACUCAGACCCAUGUAAUGAAUGGACACAAAAACAGACAGUAAGUCGUGAAAAACGCUCCACGAAAUCACACCUACAACCCCCAAAAGGUAACUCAUGGUAUGAUCAACUUAAUGCAUCAGCUACUGAUGCCAAUAGAAUAAAUUGUGUGGUGUGUGCAGAAGCUCGCCCAAAAUUAAAGAUAGUCGGCUACCCUAUCCCAAAUGGUUCAUUAACAGAUGGAAACGGGGUGGGCUGGGGAGCCUGGGCAGCAAAAAUGGAUACCGGAGCUAAUAUGACACAGGUACAUCCGCUUGACUGUCUACUAAUGCAUAAUUAUGUACCCCAUAACAAAACUGAAAUGGCACUCCUCAUAAACCUGCUACAAACUCUAGAAACAGUAAUAAAUACAAGCCUGCGUGCAUGUGCUCCAAAAGAACCAAUAAAGAACUUAAUAACACUUCCGGUAACGCCGCCUGAACUAGCCCAUAACAUGACCAUGGUCUGCCUAUGGAGACUUAGAGUCCCAGAAAGGCAGGGUGUAUCUUUCGUUUAUCCAAACACGACACGCCAUUUCGACACCGAUACAACACAUUGUAGUGAAAUAUGGCCCGUGGUUGGGUAUGGUAACGAGUACUCAAACUGGCGUAACUGUAAAAACGAAACCGUAUGUUCAAUAUUAGGUCCAAAGAUAUACAACGUGUCUAACAUACACCUGCGCGCACCAAACAACACGCGCAACGACAGCCCAAAGGCUGCCUGCAAACUGGACAGGAAUCUGUGGCAUAGUAACCUUAGCCCAGGAAAUACUUAUACAGAUCCCAAAAACACAUACCCACGCUUCCCCGCGCUCACGCCGGAGCCUAGUGGAAGACUCAGGCAAUAA